Molecule: messenger RNA, 1944 nt
Organism: Suillus clintonianus
Lineage: Eukaryota; Fungi; Basidiomycota; Agaricomycetes; Boletales; Suillaceae
Product: succinate dehydrogenase
Exons: 13
Coding region: 1-1944 (647 amino acids)
Biological process (GO): mitochondrial electron transport, succinate to ubiquinone; tricarboxylic acid cycle
Molecular function (GO): electron transfer activity; flavin adenine dinucleotide binding; succinate dehydrogenase (quinone) activity
Source: RefSeq, a predicted model, not a curated record
AUGUUGAGGGAGUCAGUGUCCAAAGCGGUACCCUCUAGGGCUCUACUUCGUCCUCAGCGCGUUUUUUCCACUUCACUGCCCGUCAGGAGAGCCGCGGCAACCAAUCCGAUCAAGGCAGAGCCCGAGGCCCGGGUCAAAUCCUGGUCUUCAUGCAAAUAUCCUCUCAUCGAGCAUGAGUACGAUGCUAUCGUCGUUGGUGCCGGCGGCGCGGGCCUUCGCGCUGCCUUCGGUCUUGCGGAAGCUGGCUUCAACACGGCUUGCAUCACAAAACUAUUCCCAACCCGGAGUCACACUGUCGCAGCACAGGGUGGUAUCAAUGCCGCUCUCGGUAACAUGACAGAAGACGACUGGCGAUGGCACAUGUAUGAUACCGUAAAAGGCUCUGACUGGCUUGGCGACCAGGACGCUAUUCAUUAUAUGUGCCGCGAGGCUCCCAGAUCAGUUAUCGAGCUUGAACAUUAUGGUGUUCCAUUCUCCCGUACCAAGGAUGGAAAGAUUUACCAACGUGCCCUGGGUGGUCAGUCUUUGAACUACGGCACAGGCGGUCAAGCAUACCGUUGUGCUGCGGCUGCCGAUCGUACCGGUCACGCUCUCCUCCACACCCUCUACGGCCAAUCGCUCCGACACAACACGAAUUUCUUUAUUGAAUACUUUGCUCUGGACUUGAUUAUGCAGGAUGGCGAGUGUGUUGGAGUCAUUGCACUCAACAUGGAGGACGGUAUGCUCCACCGCUUCAGGGCUCACAAAACGGUGCUCGCAACCGGUGGUUAUGGUCGUGCGUAUUUCAGCUGCACGAGUGCACACACUUGUUCGGGUGAUGGUAAUGCAAUGGUUGCUCGUGCUGGUCUUCCUCUACAGGAUCUGGAGUUUGUCCAGUUCCACCCAACUGGUAUCUAUGGCGCCGGCUGCUUGAUUUCUGAGGGUUGUCGUGGCGAGGGAGGCUACCUCUUGAAUGGUGAGGGUGAGCGUUUCAUGGAGCGUUACGCACCCACUGCCAAGGAUCUUGCGUCGCGUGAUGUCGUAUCUCGUUCGAUGACGAUUGAGAUUCGUGAAGGCCGUGGUGCUGGACCUCAAAAGGACCACAUACACCUUCAACUCAGCCAUUUGCCCCCUGAAAUUCUCCACGAGAGGUUGCCCGGUAUCUCUGAGACUGCAGCUAUUUUCUCUGGAGUCGAUGUCUCAAAGGAGCCUAUCCCAGUGCUACCUACUGUCCAUUAUAACAUGGGUGGUAUUCCCACUAGGUAUACUGGCGAGGUGCUGACGGUUGAUGAGAAUGGCAAGGACAAGACUGUUCCUGGUCUGUAUGCAGCUGGUGAGGCUGCGUGCGUGUCCGUUCACGGCGCGAACCGUCUUGGUGCAAACUCCCUCCUGGAUCUCGUCGUCUUUGGUCGCGCGUGUGCUCGUCAUAUCACGGAGAACUUGAUUCCCGGAAAGCCUCAUAGGGCUAUUCCUGAAGAAGCUGGCCUCGAAAGCGUAGAGUUCCUGGACCAGAUCAGAAAUGCCGAUGGCCCAAAGGCUACUGCCGAUAUAAGGCUGGAGAUGCAGAAAGCCAUGCAAUCUAAUGCCGCUCUCUUCCGCACGCAGCAAAGUCUCGACGAAGGUGUUCAGAAGGUCCAUCAGAUAUACAAAUCAUUUGACAACAUUGGCAUUAAGGAUAGAAGCAUGAUUUGGAACUCUGACCUUGUUGAGACUCUUGAGCUGCGCAACCUCCUGCAGUGUGCAGUUCAAACUAUGACAGCUGCUGCGGCUCGCAAGGAGUCCCGUGGUGCUCACGCUCGCGAGGACUAUCCUGAGCGUGACGACGACAACUGGAUGAAGCACACUCUCACAUGGCAGGCCAAUGUCAACUUACCCGACGUCACUCUCAAGUACCGCGGUGUAAUUGACAAGACUCUGGAUGAGAAUGAAUGCAAGGCAAUCCCGCCAUUCAAACGUACAUAUUGA